AAAAAAAAAAACUGGCAACCAUAGUGCAUCCAUUUUCAUACUAAACGUCAAUCGCCAUUUGUGCGGUUACUUUUGCGACAGCAAGACUUGCAAGUUUUAAUUUUUGUUUAUCUGGGGAAUCCCAUGAUAUUUUGAAUAGGAAAACAUGUAAAAGUAAGAGUUAUGAACCCGUUCGGUCCCCCGGUCUCCUUCCCCGCAACAGUGAAUAAUGUGUACAGCAACAAUAGCCCUGAUCACCUAACUAGUAAAAUCCAAGACGAAUGGCAAGUAGUGUACAGCUGGCCACCGUACCCAAACCCGGCGCCGGAGCCACGCCGGAUCACGCUCGGACAGCCGACUAUUUUGCAGUCAGCGCUCUUCAAGUGUCGCUGCAAUCAGCAAGUCGUCGAGACGUACCCGAUUACGGUGAAAGAAGACGAGAAAACAGAAGUUAAAGCUUGCGAGAUCGUAACCACAGAAGAAAGCGUUCCUGCUGCCUUAGAUCGGACGACCUGCGGCUGCCAGCCCACUCCCUUCUACGAGAAGAUCGUCGUUCUAGCCAUGCCAACGAACGAGAACCUAAUAUUCAUGUACCAGCGCCAUAAAAAUGUUCAGUAUACUCCUGAAUGUCCUAAUACUUGUCUGCUACUGGCCAGGGAAGUUCCUUCUAAUCUUAAUAUAGAAAAUGUAGCCAAAGGAAUGGAUAUAGCUAAGAGGAAGGGUGGUUAUACGUUCGAGGUAAAGCAAGAAUGAAGUUUGUAUUUAUAUUCCAUACUAAAUUGACAGCGGCAAAAUGUUCUGCCUAUACUCUGUAUCUUUAGGUAUUUAAUAGUACGGUCGAGGAAACUGAUUCUUUAGCAGUUUAUGGUUCACUUUACAUUGGACAGCUCUUAGCAUAAGUAUGUUCAACCAAAUUUACUUGAACCGCAAAUUGCUAAAGAAUCAAUUUCCUCGACCGUACAUUGUGCAACGAGGGGGGGUUAGUGAAAUUUUGGAUAUGAGGGUGAAUUAAAGACCCGAGUUUGCAAUAUUCUUACCCCCGGAGUUACACACAAUGUUUUUCAUCACACUUGCGAAGAAAAAACUAAAAUUUGAACGAAAUAAUUCUUAAAUACGGUGACAUAUCAAACAUAUUGGAAGAACCAGAGUUUAGGCUCUUAAGCAGAAUAGUGGAGCUGAUAGUUAAAACACUAGUUCUCGUGGUGAAUAUUAUAUUGCAAGUGAUUGACAUCAGACAGCUGUACAAAAACAUAACAAAUUCAAACGGGUGUCAUAUAUGUGUCGUAAUAAGUUUACUAUUGUGCCAGGAUACACAUAUACAACCUCCAAUAAAACAUUCGUCCGCCAUUUUGUAAUUUCUUGACAGGUUAGCAUCGAGGGCACAGGGCUCGGAAACCGGUUAAAUUUCCAAACCAUUAUCGUGUACUUGGCGCAAAACCUUUUCUUUUCGGUUUCGUUCGUAAAACCGUUAUAUUUAAACCGGUUUUUAGGGGAACGCUUUCAUAAAGUACUUGUUCGAUUAACCGGUUUAGAACAAUAAAAACCUGUUUAUUCCGACGUACGAUAAACAAACUCUGUUUUCCUCAAUUAUACAUUUGUAACAAACUUCUACUCCGGGAAAGACGUUCAUUCAGUGCAUUAAGUAGCUCGAGUGCAAAAAAUAUAGGUAAAAUGGGUAAGUAUAAGUACCUAUUUAAAUUUAAGUUGCAAUGAAAUAAUUAAAUACGUAACGGUGUGAUUAUAUUUUGUUCUGCAAUGUACAUAAUGAAGGCUAUAAUUCGUCAACAAUUCAACUGAGUCUUUUGUGUUACUAAAGUUAACUAUAUAAUUAUGAUUAUGACUAAUUUUCGUAACAGCGGCUAUGGACAGGAACCACAGAGGAGGCCUUUGCCAGGAGGCAAACUGAAUUAUAAAAAAUAAAAAUAUUUUAUUCAGUAACAACAAAAAGUUUACAAUAUGCCGGUUGGUGUCUCUUUGUAAGUAACGAAAUACUUGUGUCAAGAGACACCGCUCUUCCACUAUAAUGUAGCUUUAUUGGUACAAGGCGAGUUUAUAUACAUACAAAAAAAGAAUGUAGUAAUAUCUUAAAGUGAAGAAGCUUCAACAAUUAUUCUAAAACCUAAAAGUUAUAUUACUUUGAAGGGAUGCGUAACGGUCCAUAUAACAACUUUUGAUAUAUUUUUAGUCGAUAUAACGAUUAAGGGAUAUAAUGCACUUUUGCUAUAACAAUACAUGGUAUAUUCUUAGAGAGUCUAACUAUCGUCAAGUAUAAUGAACUUGUAAUAUAACAACUUCUAAUGUAACAUUAACAGCUUAUAACGUGUAUGUGAUAUAAUUAUGUUCGAUAUAACGCUCAGUUGGCAUAAUGUAGUACUGGUAUAAUUUGUAAUAUUUACUACUAUUAAAACAACCUACGUGUUCGAACUAAAGGCAGGUCUCAGUUAGGUACGACGACGAGCGAAGCGAGGAGGAGUGUUAGGUAGAACUGCGACUUUACGAUUGUUGUGAAUGAAACUCGAGCUGAAAUCAAAGUUCAAGCUGUUUUAGAUAAAACUGCUCAACGUUUGGCUUUAGCCCAGGAAGAAGUUCCCACCAUAAUGUUGCCUACUUCUUCAUUCACUCUAAUUAGUAAAUGGGGUUGCGAUGGAAGUUCUGGUCAUAGUACAUACAAACAAAAAUUCACUAACUGUGAUGAUACAGA
Cydia pomonella (codling moth) is the source of this 2680-nucleotide messenger RNA. RefSeq lists its product as uncharacterized. Bases 163 to 732 code for a protein of 189 amino acids. The record is from RefSeq and is a predicted model, not a curated record. The transcript is spliced from 4 exons. Lineage: Eukaryota; Metazoa; Arthropoda; Insecta; Lepidoptera; Tortricidae.